Messenger RNA from Marasmius oreades (fairy-ring Marasmius), 498 nucleotides. RefSeq lists its product as uncharacterized. The transcript is spliced from 2 exons. The coding region runs from base 1 to 498 and encodes 165 amino acids. Lineage: Eukaryota; Fungi; Basidiomycota; Agaricomycetes; Agaricales; Marasmiaceae. The record is from RefSeq and is a predicted model, not a curated record. Gene Ontology annotation, biological process: mycotoxin biosynthetic process.
AUGUUCGUUGGAUCUGUAUUGCUUCUUCUAGCCUUAGGGAUUCUACAGUAUGUACGCAAUCUGCCUACUGAACCUCGCCUCACUUGGUCAAUCCCGAAAUUGGAACAUGUCGCAAUGCACAUCAUCCCUACUUCGUCGCGGUAUAAGAUGGGAGCAGAAGCAUGGAAACACAUGCUUCCCAGCGGGGGACAUGUUAUUCGCAUCGAAGAGGCGGAUGGCAUGAUCACUACCCACACAGUCGCGAUGUUUCACCAAUUACGCUGCCUCGAACUUUUGCAGCAGGCGUAUGUGGACGAAGGGAGCCAUCGUACAUCCGAGUUGGUUCAGCAUUGUAUGAACUACCUGCGGCAGACCGUUCUUUGCCAGAUGGACAUGAGGACCGAAAUCCAAGGCUCAACCUUCACACAUAGCGGAUACGACCAAAUGUGCAACGACUGGGAGGUUAUCUACACCGAAGCAGAGAAAAAUUGGGAAGCGUACACUCAACAAAAGCAGUGA